GUCAGAGCCAACAAAAACAAAUAAAAAGAAGAGACUGCCACUCUCGUAAUUUACCAAAUCAACAAUGGCAAUUACAUUCUCCCGUUGUAUUUAGCUCUCACCCUCCCCCAAAACCCCCCCCAAUCUCUCUCUGUCUCUCCCUGUCUCUUUAUUAUUAAAAACCAUUCUCCAAACAGAAACCGCCAAUUCCCGGUUCGCCGGCCGGUUCGCGCCACCGGUCGUCACACCCUGUUCGGGUCAAUCCGUUUGGCUCCCGAGAAAACCAGAAUCGCCACCGAAUGAUGACGUCGGGAACGAGAAUGCCGACGUGGAAGGAGAGAGAGAACAACAAGAAGAGAGAGAGGAGGCGCAGAGCCAUCGCCGCGAAGAUCUACUCGGGCCUGAGGAUGUACGGAAACUACAAGCUACCGAAGCACUGCGACAACAACGAAGUCCUCAAAGCUCUCUGCAACGAAGCUGGUUGGACCGUCGAAGAAGACGGCACCACUUACCGAAAGGGAUGCAAACCUGUGGAUCGCAUGGACAUAAUGGGAGGAUCUACAUCAGCAAGUCCAUGCUCUUCAUACCAGCCAAGUCCAUGUCAAUCCUACAAUCCAAGUCCUGCCUCUUCUUCAUUUCCAAGUCCAGCUCGCUACCCUGCAAAUGCAAACGGCAAUGCUGAUGCCAAUUCUCUCAUCCCAUGGCUUAAAACCCUCUCAUCAGGUUCAUCAUCUGCUACAUCCAAGCUUCCCCAACUCUUCAUUCAAGGGGGUUCCAUAAGUGCUCCAGUCACCCCACCACUGAGCUCCCCAACUUCCCGAACUCCUCGAACCAAAAGUGACUGGGAUGAAGCAGUGGCUGGCUCAAACUGGGCAGGGCAGAAUUAUCCUUUCCUGCCUUCAUCCACCCCACCAAGCCCCGGUCGCCAGGUUCUGCCUGAUUCAGGAUGGCUUGCUGGACUGCAAAUUCCCCAGAGUGGCCCGUCAUCCCCCACAUUCAGCCUUGUCUCGAGAAACCCUUUCAAUUUGAAGGAGGCUUUGUCGGGUGGAGGGUCUCGGAUGUGGACUCCGGGGCAAAGUGGAACAUGUUCGCCAGUAGUUGCUGCAAGUGUUGAUCACAGUGGAGAUGUUCCAAUGUCAGAUGGAAUGGCAGCUGAGUUUGCAUUUGGCAGUAACACAUCAGGAUUAGUGAAACCAUGGGAAGGUGAAAGGAUUGAGGAAUGUGUAUCAGAUGAUCUCGAACUAACUCUUGGAAGCGCUAGAACCAGAUGAGAGAAUGAAUUGGGAGAGAACUGUUUAUGGGUCUCUUGAUGCAGGUUCUUCCUUCUCUUCAUGCCAAGUUCCACUUCAUGUCCCAGGGUGUUUUAGUGGGUCAGUUAGAAGUACAGUGAGUAGGAGCAGCUGUUUUCUUUUUCUUUUUCUUUUUUCUACUUUUAUUUUUUCCUUAACAAAAGAGCACUAAAAAUUAAAUUAUAAAUAGUUCA
This is a messenger RNA of Prunus avium (sweet cherry), 1462 nucleotides long. RefSeq names its product BES1/BZR1 homolog protein 4. Gene Ontology annotation, biological process: DNA-templated transcription; brassinosteroid mediated signaling pathway. Gene Ontology annotation, molecular function: DNA-binding transcription factor activity. Lineage: Eukaryota; Viridiplantae; Streptophyta; Magnoliopsida; Rosales; Rosaceae. The record is from RefSeq and is a predicted model, not a curated record.